Molecule: messenger RNA, 1044 nt
Organism: Thamnophis elegans (Western terrestrial garter snake)
Lineage: Eukaryota; Metazoa; Chordata; Lepidosauria; Squamata; Natricidae
Product: free fatty acid receptor 2-like
Exons: 1
Coding region: 1-1044 (347 amino acids)
Biological process (GO): cellular response to fatty acid; G protein-coupled receptor signaling pathway
Cellular component (GO): plasma membrane
Molecular function (GO): G protein-coupled receptor activity
Source: RefSeq, a predicted model, not a curated record
AUGGAGAACAAAGCCGUGGUCCUCACUAUCUACAUCGUCGCCUUCAUCAUUGGUCUUCCUUGCAACCUUCUGGCCUGCUAUUCCUUCAUGAGAAAAGUGCGUCACAGGCCAGUCCCCAUAGAUAUCCUGUUGCUCAAUUUGACCAUUUCUGACCUUUUCCUUCUGAUCUUUUUGCCCUUCAAGAUGGCAGAAAUUGCUCAAAGGUUCACUUGGCCCCUUCCUUCCUUCCUUUGCCCACUGAUAAACUUCUUCUUCUACAGCAGCAUUUAUAUCAGCACCCUGUUCCUCAUGGGGGUCAGCAUAGAGCGCUACCUGUGCAUCGCCUACCCUGUUAAGCACAAGUUGAACCGCAGACCAACCUACGCAAGAAUUGCCAGCCUCGUCUUCUGGUUUUUGGCUUGCUUCCAUUGUGGUUGCAUUAUCUUCGUUGUUCACUAUCUCCCUGGAAAUCAUUGGAGUCAUGUAGAUAACGUCACUUGCUACUAUAACUUCUCCCAUGCACAGCUUGCCGUCGUCCUCCCUUUCCGCCUGGAGCUCUUCUUUGUCCUCUUCUUACUUCCUUUCUUCGUCACCAUUGCCUGCUAUGCCAACGUGAUCCGCAUCUUAAACAGCAUGCCGAACAUUAAGCCCCAGAAGAGGCAGAGAGCCAUGGGCUUAGCUGUGGCUACCUUGCUCAAUUUCACUCUGGCCUUUGCUCCUUACAAUAUCUCCCACGUUGUGGGCUUCGUGACUAAAAAAAGCCCUUCCUGGAGAACAGAGACAUUCUGCCUGACUUCCCUCAACACGGUGUUGGAUCCUGUUAUUUUCUUCUUCUCUUCCUCCACCAUCCGGAGAACACUUAGAGAAUGUUGGAUUGGCAUCUGCAAGAAACUCCGGAAUCAUACAUCGCCCUGCUGUCCAUGCUGCUGCAGGUCUUCUAAGGACAACCCCAAAAAAGGUGAAGUUGGCGAGUUAUCUCUUGGAAGCAUCCCCAGUAUACUGGCAGGAUCUAGUACCCCCACGCCUUUUGCAACCCUGGAACCCUCUAUGACAUUAGACGAGUGA